ACAAAUAAGCACAUCAAAAUGGCAUUCCGAUUCAUUUUUGUCUUCAUUGCCACAAUCGUCCUUGCCCAAGGAUCGAUUAUUUCCCCAGUCGAGCAGGAGUCUCUUGUGGGAGUUCAUCACUCUGGAGUGGUUUCAUCCGGAGCUCCUGUUGUUGGUGUUCCUCGUGGCCAUUCCGCUGCUCCUCAGCCCCAACGCCCCGUCUCUAGUCAUGGAUCCCUCUCUGGUCCAGUUGGAGGAUCCCGUCGAGUGAGCGGAGCAGGAGUGUCCGGAUCUCGUCCUCAUGGUGGUGCUCCUCGUCGCCAGGCCGGUGGAUCUUACAAUCGUCCUGCUGCUGGCGCCCAUGUAGGCCGUCCCAUCGGAGGAGGAGCUGCCCACGGAAAUGCUCACCAGAAUCGCAAUCGCAACCAGAAACCCUAUUAG
This is a messenger RNA of Drosophila takahashii, 420 nucleotides long. RefSeq names its product translation initiation factor IF-2. Lineage: Eukaryota; Metazoa; Arthropoda; Insecta; Diptera; Drosophilidae. The record is from RefSeq and is a predicted model, not a curated record.